Paraphaeosphaeria sporulosa is the source of this 435-nucleotide messenger RNA. RefSeq lists its product as uncharacterized. The coding region runs from base 1 to 435 and encodes 144 amino acids. NCBI's taxonomy places the organism in Eukaryota, Fungi, Ascomycota, Dothideomycetes, Pleosporales, Didymosphaeriaceae. The transcript has a single exon. The record is from RefSeq and is a predicted model, not a curated record.
AUGAUCGAAGCAUUUGAUCUUACGUGGAACGACAAAGAAGACAUGAUAAUCUUUGACAGACUAUGGCAGGGUUUAGCGGAUCUCGAUGAGCCUCUGGGUGAGGGGUGCAUGGCUGUUCUUAGGCAGUUCGUCGUAGGCGUCCGUGGGAGGAUACUUUUUGUUACCGAGGAAGGCGACGUAGGCGCACUAUAUCACCCGGAACCGCUGACGGCUGUGCAACCGGGCGAUGUUGUCGUCGGCCUCUUUGGCAUCAAUUUUCCGUUCGUGCUCCGGCCAAUCGUGGAGGAGCCUGGUGAUGGACAGACGUACGCGAUGGUCAACAUUGCACAUGUGGCUAACCACGAAUACGGGCACGAUUUCGUCCGCAAUGCUGAAUCGGACGCAGAGUGGCGGGAUUUCGAAAAGUUCGGCAUGCGCGAGUACACGAUCGUUUGA